Molecule: messenger RNA, 4606 nt
Organism: Aphidius gifuensis
Lineage: Eukaryota; Metazoa; Arthropoda; Insecta; Hymenoptera; Braconidae
Product: protein trachealess
Exons: 14
Biological process (GO): regulation of transcription by RNA polymerase II
Molecular function (GO): DNA-binding transcription factor activity, RNA polymerase II-specific; protein dimerization activity; RNA polymerase II transcription regulatory region sequence-specific DNA binding
Source: RefSeq, a predicted model, not a curated record
UCUUUACAUCUAACUUCCAGACAUAACAUUCGUGCAUCGCACCCGUUACAGUUGACAGGUUGCUAUUGCCCCAGUUUAUCAAUUUCAUAUCGUUCCAAAUAUUUAAAAUAAUUGAAUCAAACAAAGCAAGAAAAAAAAAAAAAAUGACUUAAAUAUUCAUAACAGUUGAUCGGAUCUUAAUCCAGUUCAACAUAAUAAGCAAGUGAUGUGUAUGAAAAAAGUGUGAGAGAACCUAGAUUUUUUUGUUGUUUUCAUUUUAUAUUAUUGUGAUGAUAGUGUUGAUAAAUAGUGUGAUAGUUUAGUAAAUUAAAUUCAAUAUCAUUCCAGUGAUUAUUUCUUCAAGAAAGUGUUUAAAGUGUAUAUAUUGUAUAUAGAUUGCGAGAAAUUAAUUGAAAUAUAAAAGAAAAAAAAGGGGAAGGGUAGAAGUAAGGGUGGUUGAUUUUCAAUUAAAAAAAAUAAGGUUUUAUAAAAAUAAAAGAAUAUUGAUGAUUUGUUUGUUGGUUUGAUUUUUAUUCAAAUUGAGGAAUAAAUAGUACAAGUGUGGAGUGGUUGAUGCACCGUGGCAGCGGGGUCACGGGCGGCGGUGGUGGUGGUGCCGCAGCGGCCGCCGCCGCCGGACGUGGCCUCGAGCUAGAUCAUCCACCAGCAAUGACAACUGGACCUACAGGUUUUCACUGGGGUGCUAUGAUUGCUGGUCAUCAUGCUGCGGCUGCCGCUGCUGGUAUGAUGCAACCACCAUUGUCAUCUGGUAAUGAUUAUGGUCUAACAAGUGCUCAUCAUGGUGCUGCUCAUCCAACAAUGCCAAUGGAUCUUCAUGUACCACAAGGAUUUCCGUGUUACAGAUAUCGAGAAGAUGCCCUCUGCUGGACUGACAGGAAACCACCUAUGGACGACGUGGGCAAUCCAACAUCCGUCAACGCUCGAUUUGAAGACAGACACCAGGUUUUUGAAAGUUUACUUGAAAUGAGAAAAGAAAAAAGUCGUGAUGCAGCAAGAUCACGUCGUGGAAAGGAAAAUUUUGAAUUUUACGAAUUAGCUAAAAUGUUACCAUUACCAGCAGCAAUAACAUCUCAACUUGAUAAAGCGUCUAUCAUAAGACUGACAAUAUCAUAUUUAAAAUUACGUGAUUUUUCCGGGCAUGGUGAUCCACCGUGGAACCGUGAUAUAUCACCACCAAAUAAAAUUGCCAAAGGUAAACGUGGAAGAUUAUCAACGAGUCCAUUUGCUGAAGACAUGUUUGAGCAGCACCAGGGUACCCACAUUCUCCAGUCACUAGAUGGUUUUGCAAUGGCAGUAGCUGCUGAUGGACGUUUUCUCUACAUAUCAGAAACCGUAUCAAUAUACCUUGGUCUAUCGCAGGUUGAAAUGACUGGAUCAAGUGUAUUUGACUACGUUCAUCAGCAAGAUCAUGCGGAAGUUGCUGAACAACUUGGUCUUGGUUUAACAUCAUCAUCUAAUUCAUCUUCUGGUCCUCACUCAUCAAGUUCUGGUUUAGCAUCCCCCAGUAGUGCUGCAUCGGAAGAACAUGGUUCCUCUUCGACAGCAAAUCCAGAUGUUUCAUCAGUAAUGGCAUUGACGUCUACCGGAACUUACAAAGGAUAUGACCGAGCAUUUUGCGUAAGAAUGAAAUCAACAUUGACCAAACGAGGAUGUCAUUUUAAGUCUUCCGGCUACAGAGUUGUUUUGUUACUUUGUCGACUUAGACCACAAUAUCCAUUUAGCCAUGCUAGAAAAUUAUCACCACCAUUGAUGGGUAUGGUUGGACUUGCAAUUGCUUUACCACCACCAAGUGUACAUGAAAUACGUCUUGAGGCCGAUAUGUUUGUAACUAGAAUUAAUUUUGAUUUUCGGAUAGCACAUUGUGAACCAAAAGUAUCUGAAUUACUGGAUUAUACGGCUGAUGAAUUAACAGGUAAAAGUCUUUAUGGACUUUGUCAUGGUGAAGAUGCAAAUCGUCUUAGAAAAUCUCACGUUGAUCUUAUUCAUAAGGGACAGGUGCUCACACAUUACUAUAGAUUGAUGAAUAAAAGUGGAGGAUAUACAUGGCUACAAACAUGUGCAACUGUUGUUUGUAAUUCUAAAAAUGCUGAAGAACAAAAUAUUAUCUGUGUUAAUUAUGUUAUCAGUGGAAGAGAAUAUGAAAAUUUAAUAAUGGAUUGUUGUCAACUUGACGAUGAUGUAUCGGGAGUUAAACGUGAAGAUGCAACGGGAAAUGAUCCAGAGAAUGGAUCUCCAGAUGCUGACAGAGGAGAAGGUAAAAGCAGUGGUGGAUCAACGAGUCAGCACCCAGAAAAUCCUCAUCAAUCAGCUCCAGAUGAUCGUGAAGAAUCACGUAAUUCUGAAGGUGAAACACAUGGUGGUCAUCAUCAUGAUAAUGUUGCUCAAUUACAACAAGAGCCUCAACCAGCUGUAACAAAUAUACCAAGUUUAACUGUUAAAUCAUUAGCAAGACACAAAAGAAAGUUUUCACCAACUGAUGAUUCAUCAUCUGGUGAUGAUGACGAGGAUGAUGAUGAUGAUACAAUAAAAACAUCACGUAACCAUACGCAAAGUCCAGCAUCAUCAAAUCACUCCAUACAAAAUGAUAAUGUACAAGUAUUAGGAAUAUCAACAAGUCCAAAACGACCAAGAACUGAUAUAACACAUGAUGAUAUAUCUGGUAGUACAUCUGUCAAAGAUUUAGAGCAAGCAAUGUCAAAACAUUUACCAACCACAGAAUCACCAACACUUCACACCAAGAACUGAGUUAUACGUGCAAAUGUUCAUGGUAUAACGUCAAGUUCUAAUAAUAGAACAAACAGUAAUGGGUAUUAUUCAGAAACACCACAAGGACCAUUACCAACACCACCAGGCUCUGAAGAAUCAUCAACGUAUGGUGAACAUCAAUUUUUACUUGGACACAAUCAAAAAUUAUCAACUAAUGGACCAGAAGCAUUUACAAAUUUAGUUUCAUCAUAUACUUCAGCUAGUGGUUAUGCUAUUGAUUAUCAUUCAGCAAUGACACCACCAUCAUCAGUAUCACCAAGAGAUAAACAACAACAUCAACAACAGCAGCAACAACAACAACACCAACAACAACAUCAACAACAACAACAACAACAACAGCAUCAACAACAGUUACAACAACAACAACAUCAAAAUCACCAACAUCAACAACAGCAGCAGCAGCAUCAUCAUCAUCAUCAACAACAACAACAACAACAACAACAACAGCAGCAACAACAGCAGCAACAACAACAACAACAACAACAGCAGCAGCAGCAACAGCAACAACAAUUACACUCAUCAACUGUCGUUAGUCCUUAUGAAAAUUCAGUUUAUGGUGAUCCAGUAUUGAGACAUCAAUAUGAACCAGCUCAACCAUUACCACUUAAACCUCAAGUAUAUUCACCAAGCGUUCAUCCAAGUGCUCUUGAUGCUGCAGCUGUAUAUGCAUCAGCAAGUCUUGGUGAACAACCACAAUUUUUUCAUCAUCCAGCUGCUGGUCCUGGCUUUCACUUGUAUCAUCCAACCAAUAAAACAACAACAUCUGGAUGGUAUUCAUCAGCUUCCUAAUAGCAAUUAUAUUAUGAAAAUAUGCCGUGUACUUAAACAUGCAUUAAAAAAAUCCAAAGUCUGUUUAUCUUUGAUAUAAUUUGAUAAAAUAAAAACAAGAAAAUAUGAAGAAUAAUAAUUUUGAAGUGCAUAUCAACGACUGCUGUGACUGGUUUUUUUUUUUUUUAUUGUUUUUUUUUUUUACGUUAUGUUUUUAUCAACAGAAAAAUGUCUGAUUUAUGACUGAUAAAAGAGAAUUAAAUUGUGAAUUUUUAAAAAAUUGUUAAAAACUAGUUUUUAAAUAUUAAUUAUGUUUUUUGUUUAAUGUAUUUUUUAAAUUUUGGAAAUGGAAAAGAACUUUUUUUGUAAAAUCGUUUUUAUAUUUAAUUGUUGAUAUUCGUUUACUUGUUUGUUUGUAUCUGUAAAUGAUAAAGAUACAUUCUCUUUAUUUUAAGAACGAUUAAUUGAUUAAUACAUAAUUUGGUAGAUAAGAAAAAAUUUGGUUUUAGAUUAAAUUUUUUUUCCCUAAUUGAGAUCAGUCAGAAUAUUGUAAAUAUUGUAUCAUAAUUGUAUCAUUAUUCUUCUAAUAAUUAUUAUGCAAUCCUUCUCCUGAAGAUAUUUCGUAAAAUGGAAUUUACAAAAAAUUCCGCAUAAAUAAAAUGAUAAAUUAAUAAAAUAAUAGUAAUAGUGAUAAAAAUAUGAAAAACUAAAAUGCAUAUUGUCACCUUAAUUUCUACUCCAAGCAUAUGAAAAAAUUAUUUGAUGAGUAUAUAUCAUGAUAUAUGCUUGUGUACUUUAAUUACUAGGUAGUCGAUUUUAAAUUAAUUUUGUUACAAUAAGAAUAUUAAUUAUUACAAAAACUAGAACAAAUGUUCAUUAAAAAUAACUUUUUUGUUGUUUUUCCAAUGGUAUAUUUGAAUGACGAAAUAAAUCAUUAAAAAAAAAAAACAAGUCUAAAAAAUUUUAAUUGUGAAACAAAAAUAAACAAAAAAAUAAUUAGAAAUGCAAUGAAAAAUGGGUGCGAGGCUUGCGAUUAAUAUUGUACUGUGUAAAUAUAAAUAAACUAAUUUUA